This is a messenger RNA of Cyprinus carpio (common carp), 1819 nucleotides long. Its product is annotated as P2Y purinoceptor 4-like. Gene Ontology annotation, biological process: G protein-coupled receptor signaling pathway. NCBI's taxonomy places the organism in Eukaryota, Metazoa, Chordata, Actinopteri, Cypriniformes, Cyprinidae. Gene Ontology annotation, cellular component: plasma membrane. Gene Ontology annotation, molecular function: G protein-coupled receptor activity. The record is from RefSeq and is a predicted model, not a curated record.
GUACACUUAUACUGAAAUGUUGAAAAGUAAAAUUGUGUGCUUUCAUAUAGUCACUUCGUCAUACAAUUUACAAAUUUCAUUGCAUUUUGAGGGGAGUGUUGCAUGACCUGUGCCAUUCUUCUAAGAUGAACACCUUAGAUUCACUCAACGCGACAAAUGGGAGUGCAUGUGGUCCUGAGCCUCAGCACAUAUCUUUGGCUGUGAUCAUCAGUCUGGUCUAUCUGCUGAGCCUUCUGCUCAACGGAUUCAGCCUGUGGGUCUUCACCUGCCGCAUUCACAAAUGGAACUCUGGAGCCGUUCUGCAGUUUAAUCUGGCUCUAUCUGAUGCCAUCAUUACUCCAAUCACCCCACUGAUUGCAGCGUACUUUGCCAUGGAUAACAACUGGAUAUUUGGGAAAUUCGCCUGCCAGCUGAAGAUCGCUGUGCUCAGCAUCCACUUCAAUGGCAGUGUGAUCUUCCUCACACUCAUUAGCAUUCAUCGAUAUGUGUUCGUGGUUCACUUCAACCGCUCCUCGUUGCUAAAAAGGAAGGUAUUUGUGAAGAAGCUGUGUGUUGGGAUUUGGUGUUUUCUGAUAAUAAUUGGCUCUUUCUGUGGAUGGCUGCUUCCUGUUACCACUGAAGAAAGUCACGAGCAGUGUCUUUCUAUUCAUCAGACAACACUGACAGAUGCUUACUUCAUAAUUAACUUUGUGAUUUUCUUCUUUUGGUGUAUUCUACCCUUAACUAUAUCAAUAUUUUGCUACAGUCGCCUGGCAAGCUCAGUGUCCCGCAUUAACAUAAAUUCUUUUAAAGGCCAAUCAGUUAAGACUAAGUCCAUGAGGAUGAUAGGGAUAUGUCUAUUCAUAUUUGGCCUCUGCUUUCUUCCUCUCAAUGUUGUUCGGACUAUAGGACUAGUUGUGAAAAAGUAUCAUUCUACUAAAUGCAGACUCAUGUUGCAGUUGGAAACAGCAUAUUAUGCAUGUUAUAUACUGGCAGGAAUCAACUGCUGUUUGGAUCCCCUCAUUUACUUUUUCGGCUCACGUAAUUUUAUCGAAGCAUUCAGAACAUCUCUUAGGUUAGUAGGGGGCAGACAAAAUGUUGAAAACAAAACUGAGCCAGAAACAACAAGUUAAAGUGUAAAUUAGUUUCUACUGUUUCUCAGGGCAUUAGGUAAGUCAGCAUGAAAUGGAAGUUGUGAUCAAAUGUUCUGCUCUCAUGCAAGUGAACACGCCAUCAAACAAGAGAUAAGGGGAAGUUAAAGAUAUAAGGACAUAUGAACUUAAUGUCCAAAACACUCAUCAUUUUGAUUUCAUGGUAACUUUAAUGGUGCUUUGAUAAGCAGUCUACUGCAAGAUUACACUUAAAAUAUUUUUGUCCUUUAUAUAUUUAUUUGUCCUCCUAUUUUACAAUACUGUUUGUAAAGGACAAAAAUAAUCUUAAGUGUACUCUUGCAAAAUUAUUGUGAAUUUGACAGAAAUUUUUACUGUAACAACACUGCUGUAGAAUGCAUUAAAAAUUGUUAAAAUAACCAACCCUUCAAAACAUGCGAAUGAUAACUGCAUGCACCAAGAAGCUUUGAAAGUCUUAUUCAUCUGAAUCUUUCAGACAGUAUAAAUAAAACUCAUAUUUUGAAUUGUAGAUAGUGUUGAUAUUUCAAAUAACAAGCAAUGCUAAUAUGUGACAGCAACUAAAUAAACAGAAAAUCCUGUUUAGAUUUGUAAAUUGUAAAUGUUUUGUAACAAGUGGCCGUGUGAACAUUUUUCAAAACAACAAGCAUUAAAAUGUCCUAUUGUUAAACUUUUCUUAUUUGUACUGUAAUAAAAAGAGAUUUAAGAAGUGA